Messenger RNA from Babesia ovata, 351 nucleotides. RefSeq lists its product as uncharacterized. NCBI's taxonomy places the organism in Eukaryota, Apicomplexa, Aconoidasida, Piroplasmida, Babesiidae. Bases 1 to 351 code for a protein of 116 amino acids. The transcript has 2 exons. The record is from RefSeq and is a predicted model, not a curated record.
AUGAUAUUACUAUUACCAAUUAACAAAUUAAAUGAUAGUGUAGGUAAAGGCCGUGAGGCCUUCGGGAACGCCGUGACUCAGGUGGAGGGGAAGACGGGAGAAGUGACUACGGAAUUAGGUGAGUUGAUUGGUAAAUUAUCAUCUGAUGCAGGUGGACAAUACUUUCAAGAGGUGAAGAACCGUGGAGGCGAGGGCCUGGAGAAGCAACUCAACAAGUGGAAGACAACGAUCCAGAGGAUCGAGGAGGACGUCACGGACAUAGAAAAACAACAAAUUAAUAUACUAGAUAAAUCACUUAGCACACGAAUAAUGAAUGAAUAUAUGCCUGUGAAAAAGUGGUUGCGCACUUAG